AUGCAGUCCUCGAUGAUGGAGAAGCUGAGCUUCCUGUACAAACCGUACGUGUUGGCCGUGCUGACGAUCGGUUAUAUUGCGGGCGAGCUUGGCCACUACCUGAUCGGUGUCACAUCAAAGGCAACAGCCAUCGAGCUGGACUAUGGCGACCAGGCGUGCCAGCAGAACCACACCGACUUUCUACGCCACGAGCUACCGGCCCAGUGUGCUGAGUUCAUCAUCGAACACGAAUGUCAUCAGCAGCACAUAAACGGCACGGUGUACUGCGAGUGGAACUACAACGGACUCGGGCUCGAAUAUCAGCUACUGGCCGGUCCGAGCUUCAUUGCCGUGUUUACGGUAAUGGGUGUCGUGUUGGGUGUUGCCGCCGAUCGGUACAACCGCGUCCGGAUGCUGUUCGUGUGUACGCUCGUGUUUGCCGUGGCCAUCCUGUUUCAGGGUACGGUCAAGGAAUACUGGCACUUGAUACUGCUGCGCAUGGUGAUGGCUGCAGGGGAGGCGGGUUGUAAUCCGCUCGCCACCGGUAUCAUGUCGGACAUCUUUCCGGAAAGUAAGCGUGCCCUUGUGAUGGCCAUCUUUAACUGGGGCAUUUACGGUGGGUACGGCAUCGCGUUCCCGGUUGGCCGUUACAUCACCAAGCUGGACAUUGGGGGUUUGGGCUGGCGUGUGUGUUACUAUGGAACAGGAGUGCUUGCUCUCAUCAUGGCCGUGCUCACCGGCACGACUUUGCGCGAACCGGAACGUCAAAGCAUCGGCGAAGAUGCGGCAGGAAAGGCGAAGGUUAACCUGUGGAAAGUGUUGCUGCAGCCGCGCGUUCUGUUGCUAAUGUUUGCCGCAUCGAUCCGUCACUCCGGCGGUAUGACCUUCGCGUACAACGCCGAUCUGUACUACAACAUCUACUUCCCGGACGUCGAUCUUGGAUGGUGGCUGUUCGCUGUGACGAUCGGUAUUGGCAGCAUCGGUGUGGUGGUUGGGGGCAUCGUGUCGGAUAAGUUCGUCGCCAAGAUGGGUAUCCGAUCGCGCGUUGCCUGUUUAGCCAUUAGUCAGCUGUUGGCAACACCAUUUGCAUUUGGUUCCGUGUACUUCGAACCGCUCUGGGCGAUGAUUACGCUAGGCAUCAGUUACUUCUUCGCUGAGAUGUGGUUCGGUAUCGUGUUUGCCGUGCUGGUGGAAAUUGUACCACUGCAGGUCCGGUCAACAACCAUCGGUGUGUUCCUGUUCGUGAUGAACAACAUUGGAGGCAACCUGCCAAUUCUUGUCGACCCGUUGGCCAAGGCCAUCGGUUACCGUGGCUCAGUUAUGUUCUUCUACGCCGGCUUCUACGGUAUCAGUACAGUGCUGUUCUUCAUCACCAUGUUCUUCAUGGACGGACCGAAGCCGGAUGCGUCGUCAACCAUUGGGCACGAUCCCACCAGCCACGCUAACCACGUAGAAAUGGGUCACGAAAACAACACCUUCCAGCCGGAUGAUUAUCUGCCACCGCCGCACAGCAAUGGUGCCAACGGCCACAGGAACAUAGUCAGUGUCCGACCAUCGGAAAGCAGCCGCCUCUGA
Molecule: messenger RNA, 1554 nt
Organism: Anopheles marshallii
Lineage: Eukaryota; Metazoa; Arthropoda; Insecta; Diptera; Culicidae
Exons: 4
Coding region: 1-1554 (517 amino acids)
Biological process (GO): transmembrane transport
Cellular component (GO): membrane
Molecular function (GO): transmembrane transporter activity
Source: RefSeq, a predicted model, not a curated record